Molecule: messenger RNA, 1129 nt
Organism: Saccostrea cuccullata (small rock oyster)
Lineage: Eukaryota; Metazoa; Mollusca; Bivalvia; Ostreida; Ostreidae
Exons: 5
Source: RefSeq, a predicted model, not a curated record
UUUUGUAGAGCAGGAUAGAAACCCCAUAUUAUUCAGUGAAUUCUUUGAUAGGCAAUAUAGACAGAUCAUUCACAAAUCAUUGGGGUAUACGCUGUGAACGACUACAUGUGUUCAUUUACAAAUUCAUUUUUUUUGGUUUGUAGGGUCAAAGUCUGCCAAGAAAAAUAAAGGCCAUGUCUUCAUCAGUUUCUCCUGAAAUGAGAAAGAAAUUGUGAUUAAGAUCAGGAAGAGAUCAAAAGCUGUGUUUAUUUCACGUGACAUUUAAAUGGUUCCAUCAUGGCUACCGUUAUCAGUCAGUACAGCUCAACAGAAGAGACAACAAAUGCCAACAGGGCUUGUCGUCUUCUACUUGGACCAUGUACCGAUCAACUGAGAGAUGUUUUUCGCAAAAAGGUUCCACCUUCUACAUUUGCCCUGGAAAUUAGUAAACAAAAGUAUAAUCUACCAAGAUUAAAUCCCGAACAAAGGAACCUAGUUUUACCAAACAUAGGGUCCUAUUCUGGAAAUUAUGAUGACUUUGACAUUUCACUGCUCUAUAUUCUUCUGCGGAACAUUUGUAACAUUACUCCACAUACAAAUGGGUGGGGAAAUGUCCCAGAUGUUAAUGAUGUAUGUCUUUCUGCAAAUAUCGAAAGAAUACGAGUUGCCCGAAACAACACUGUUCACUCUGCACGACCCUCCCUCACAAACAGUGAAUUUAACGAUAUUUGGACGUCAGUUCGAGUUGCAGUAGUAGAAAUCGAUACAUUCCUUUCAAAUGGAAAUUUUUAUGAGAAGGAAGUUGACAUUUUGAGACACACAACAUUGGACCCUGUCCAAGACCAGCAUUUCAGAGACCAACUGGACAACCAAUAUGCUGAGGAUCAACAAACUAAAGAAUGCAUUCGCACACUUCAGGAAAACUUUGAAAGUAAUCUGAAAGAAACAGCGGACAGGAUCAAUCUCCUUGAGGAAAACAUUGGAAGUAAUCUGAGAGAAAAAGCAGACAGGAUAUGUCUCCUCGAGGAGACUCAAACAACAUUAGAGACCAGAUUACACAUAUCUUCCCAACUACAGAAGCAAUUUCAAAAUGUUUUAAAAGAAAAUUUACAGAGGCACAAAUCAACUUGCAUACCGGAAAACGUCAGAG